Molecule: messenger RNA, 1185 nt
Organism: Annulohypoxylon maeteangense
Lineage: Eukaryota; Fungi; Ascomycota; Sordariomycetes; Xylariales; Hypoxylaceae
Exons: 2
Coding region: 382-1029 (215 amino acids)
Source: RefSeq, a predicted model, not a curated record
GAAGACACCGACACUGUGAUUAGUAGAUCCAACGGGAAAUCUAUGGUUCCUAUUAAGCGAGGCGAUUCACGGGGCAAAUAUAUUUCAAAUUCAACCAAUUCAAAUACAGACUCUGCUCUCUCAAUUUUCAUUGCCACAGAAUUUUCCAAUCAAUAUCAAGUGAAACGUCGCAAGACUUAGGUGAAAUCGCAUCCACGACAGCCUGCCGGGUGGAGUUGAUUAGUUGGGCAGCGGGCAGUGUCUAAGUAUAUCUAUAUUAUCGAUGCCCACGUCUCGAGUUCCCCAGAGUUCCCAAGCGUUCCCAAGCAUUCGUGUCUCCACCCUGUUUUGAAAUCUACCUGGCAAGCGAUUCUUUCUGACAUAUCUUAUACAUCAUUCCCGAUGGAUGUGGUCGGGUCGGCUGCGGCCCUUGCACAACUGAUCGCACAAGUGAUUGAGCUUUGGCAACAAAUUAAUAUGGCACGCGAGAGCGUCAAGUCUGCUCCCAAAGUCUUCGAAGAUACGAAAACAGAAGCUCACAGCUUGUUUGAUAUUAUACAAACAGUAAAGCGCAGACCUGAACUCCACAUAGCAGAGAUCCACGCGCGAGUGGAACGAAUCAAUUCUAUCGCCCUUGAACUUCACAAGAUCCUAGAGGUUAUGGCUCUCCGGCAACGGAAGAGCGUUUUGCGACAGGGCUUAUAUGCCUUAGUCCGAGCAGAGAGGGAUGAUGCAAAGCUGAACAACGUGUUGAAACGGCUGGAUAUGGCAAAAGGCGACUUGAUAUUGCAAAUCGGCGUAGUUAACGUUGGUAUUGCAGGGGAACUAAGGGAUACCUUAAUGAGCCAGGUUCCAGAACCAAGCAACCGUCUAUUUCUCGAAAGAAAUGAAUCCUGGGGGAACGCAAAUCAGAUUAAUGGAGUUAUCGGCAUAGAGGACUCGAAAAUUUCGACUACGGCAUGUGUUCUGGACAAUAAAGCUUUCGGGGAUAGUCAACAGAAGAAUCUCAUAUUAGCAGGGUCGGGGUUGUUAAAAUUACUUGAGGUUUAAACCAGGGGUAGCUUCGGGACACUUAAUCACUUGCAUCGUACAUAGUCUUAACUCAUCCUAUAUGCAUAUACUAGCACUAGUUUGUGACACCUCGUAGGCAUGAAGCGUCACAAGUGAGUGCUACGUAGUAGGCAUAACAUACCGAUCUUAUCUACU